AUGGCUGAUAAAGGUGGGAAGAUCCUUCCAGGACAAUUGUACAUUGAAGUGGAGUAUGACUAUGAAUAUGAGGCCAAGGACAAGAAAAUUGUGAUUAAGCAAGGGGAGAAAUACAUCUUAGUGAAAAAGACUAACGAUGAUUGGUGGCAAGUCAAACGAGAUGAAAAUUCCAAACCCUUUUACGUGCCAGCACAGUAUGUGAAGGAAAUACCACGAAAAGCACUGAUGCCACCUGUUAAGCAGGCCAGCAUGCUGCCAAAUAAUGCUUUGAAGUUGACACAUGGAUUACAGAGAUCAACAGAAAAUGUGAAUAAGUCACCAGAGCUUUCUAGUUUUGGAAAAUCUUCUCCAGUUCAAGUAUCUUGCUUGGUUCGAGAUACCAAUCAAAAUCUGGGACCGAACAAUAGCCCUGGUCAAACUCUUGGUUUGAGUCUGGACCUUACCCAAAACAAUGGAAAACUUAACAAUGAGUUGCAAUCUCCCAAGGUUUCCAAUCAGUAUAGAACCAUCUCCAUGGGUCAUUUUCCAUGUCCAGAGUUCUUGGAAAUAGAGAAGACUAGCUUUUUGCAUGAACAAUCUUGUGAUUCGGCAGGAGAAGGCUCAGAAAAAAUUCACCAAGAUUCGGAGUCUGGAGAUGAACUCAGUAGUAGCUCCACAGAACAAGUGCAGCCAACUACUCCACCAAGCCAAGGGAGGCCUGAUUCACCAGUUUAUGCUAAUUUACAAGAACUGAAAAUAUCUCAGUCUGCACUUCCACCACUACCUACAAGUGCUCCGGUCCAAAUAAAUGGGGAAUGGGAAACCCAUAAAGAUACAACAGGACGCUGUUAUUACUACAACAGAGGAUCACAGGAACGAACCUGGAAACCUCCACGGUGGGCCCGAGAUGCAAGCAUUAACAAAGGGGAUUCCCAGAGCCAUGCAGACCAUGAGCCUCUUUCAUCAGAAGAAAACGACCACAGUUCUUGUUACAGCCAGUCAGAUAGUCAGUAUGGUUCUCCUCCAAAGGGUUGGUCAGAAGAGUUGGAUGAACAUGGUCAAACCUUAUAUACCAAUGACUAUACUAAUGAAAAGUGGAUAAAACACGCAGAUGAACAAGGAAGACCAUACUACUACAGUGCUGAUGGUUCCCGAUCAGAAUGGGAGUUACCUAAGUAUAAUGCUUCACCACAGCAGCAGAGAGAUAUAAUAAAGAGUAGGAGUCUGGACAGGAGGCUACAAGAACCAAUAGUUUUAACAAAAUGGAGGCACAGCACAAUUGUGUUGGACACCAACGAUAAGGAAUCAUCAACUGCUUCUAAGGCCAGUUUUCCUGAAAAUGAAUCCUCUCCUUCUUCACCAAAGCAUCAAGCCACAGUCAGUAUGCAAAGUGGUCAAGAGAAGUAUGGGUUACUGAAUGUGACAAAAAUUACAGAAAAUGGGAAGAAAGUUCGAAAGAAUUGGAUGUCAUCUUGGGCAGUGUUACAAGGUUCGUCACUGUUGUUCACUAAAACCCAAGGAAGUGGAACUGGCUGGUUUGGUGUCAAUCAGUCUAAGCCGGAAUUUACAGUGGAUCUCAAAGGAGCAUUGAUUGACUGGGCCUCAAAGGACAAAUCCAGCAAAAAGAAUGUUAUUGAGCUAAAAACCCGCCAAGGAACUGAGCUUUUAAUUCAAUCUGAUAAUGACAGCUUUAUUAAUGAAUGGUAUAAAGUUCUUAACUAUACCAUCAACAAUCAGGUAGUAGAGUCUGAUGAAGCAUUAGAAGAUGAUUUACCAGAUUCCCCUGGGGUGGAAAAACAAGACAAAGAAAAAGAGAAAGAGAAUAAAGACUCUAAGAAACUUCGUUCAGUGAAAGCACCUAGCAAUAUAGAUUCCACAGAUCAGAAAAAGACCAAAACGAAGCUCAAGAAGUUUCUCACACGGCGCCCUACAUUACAAGCUGUCCGUGAAAAAGGCUACAUUAAGGAUCAAGUGUUUGGUUCCAAUCUCACCAGCUUGUGUCAAAGAGAAAACAGCACGGUGCCAAAGUUCGUGAAGCUGUGCAUUGAGCAUGUUGAGGAACAUGGAUUAGAUGUUGAUGGCUUAUACCGAGUUAGUGGCAAUCUUGCAGUGAUACAGAAGCUAAGAUUCGCAGUCAAUCAUGAUGAGAAACUAGACUUGAAUGACAGUAAAUGGGAAGAUAUACAUGUCAUCACAGGAGCUCUAAAGAUGUUUUUCAGAGAAUUGCCAGAGCCGCUGUUCACUUAUAAUCACUUCAAUGACUUUGUCAAUGCAAUUAAACAAGAACCGAGGCAGCGUGUCCAUGCUGUUAAAGAUUUAAUCAAACAGUUGCCAAAACCAAAUCAGGACACUAUGCAGGUGCUCUUCAGACACCUGAAGAGAGUUGUAGAAAAUGGAGAAAAGAACCGAAUGACCUAUCAAAGUGUAGCAAUAGUUUUCGGUCCAACCUUACUAAAACCAGAGAAAGAGACUGGUAACAUAGCAGUCCACACAGUAUACCAGAAUCAGAUUGUAGAAUUAAUUCUACUGGAAUUGAAUUCCAUCUUUGGACGCUGACAUUUUUCUUGGAGUAGAAACUGGAAGUGAUGGGUUGGCAGCAGUACUCCAUCAGAAGGAAAAUCUCUCGCUGUACAUGAUGUAUUAUGUUUGUGGACCAAGCAGCAACUUGUUUUUUGCACUUUUGGGGAGGGGAGAAAGAGGAGAAAUGUUUGACCACUUUAAUGCGAAUUAAAGACAACACUUUGGAUUUCUUUGAAAAGUUCAAUGUAAAAAGUGAAUUGAAAGGUUUAUAGUUUGCCUUUUUAAAGUAGCAUUUGAAAAAUGUAAUAUAAGUUCAUA
Leptosomus discolor (cuckoo roller) is the source of this 2817-nucleotide messenger RNA. RefSeq names its product Rho GTPase activating protein 12 (gene ARHGAP12). Gene Ontology annotation, molecular function: protein binding. The record is from RefSeq and is a predicted model, not a curated record. NCBI's taxonomy places the organism in Eukaryota, Metazoa, Chordata, Aves, Leptosomiformes, Leptosomidae. Gene Ontology annotation, cellular component: cytoplasm. Gene Ontology annotation, biological process: regulation of GTPase activity; signal transduction.